Diabrotica balteata is the source of this 1740-nucleotide messenger RNA. NCBI's taxonomy places the organism in Eukaryota, Metazoa, Arthropoda, Insecta, Coleoptera, Chrysomelidae. The record is from the annotation of a GenBank genome assembly.
AGUUUUGAAACAGGAAUUGCCGGACAUGGAUUAUCAAGUGAAAUUUAUUAAAACUUUGUUUUCUUUACUGAUUUUUACUAAUUUAAAAAUCAUCACUACAGUUGAAUCCCAUCAACAAAGUAAGAGAUCAACGUUUUGUCCUACUUCGUCACAAUGCGUGCCUCUAUCCUCUUGUCCAAUUCUAAGCAAUCUUAUAAAUACGGAUUGUUUAUUAAACAAUAAUAUAGAACAAAUAAGUUGUGGCUAUCAAGGAUCUGGGUUAGUUUGUUGUCCUCAUGUAGGAGACUCUCUAACUCUGGCACCUGGAAGGCUAGUAGAUGGUCAGAGAUGUGGAAUAUCACAAGUUCAAGGAGAAGGCUACGAAGGUAUUGGAGCUUUUCCGUGGGUUGCGAGGAUAGGAUUUAGAAAUGUACUCACUGGAGAAAUAAAAUAUCCAUGCACCGGAUCUAUUCUUAAUGCGAGGAUAAUACUUACAGCUGCUCACUGCGCUCUAGCAAAAGCGGAUAAUUUUAAACUAUAUUCAGUCCGUGUUGGAGAAUAUAAUUCUAAUACUGAUAUUGACUGUGGUACUGAAUUUUGUGGACUUCCUGCUCAAGACAUUUCUUUGAGUCACGUUGUGGUACAUCCCAAUUAUCAAAAACAAAACUUUCAAAAUAAUAUCGCUUUACUUGUAUUAAGAACGCCAGUCAACUUUUCGGUUACUGCACAGCCAAUAUGUUUGCCAGAACCUUGGUCCGUCACGAGUAAUAACGCACUUUUGGUUGGAUGGGGUAAGGCUGCAGGUCAAUCAUCUCUUGUGGUAGAAAAAUUUGCAGUAUUUAUACCAGCUGGUUGGGAUAAUAUGAAGAAAAUCAAUAUUCUGUAUGAAAAUAAUAAGCAUUCUUGCAAGCCAGAUGACUACUAUAGAGAUGUAAUUGUACAACCAGUAACUAGGAAAACUAUCAACAGAGAAACUGAGGUGAUAGCAGAGGAUGAACAAGCAUUCUUAACAAGACAACAACAGAUUUCAUUUGGAGGAGGACCACCAACUGUAAGACUAGGAGAAUCCCCAUUGAGACCACCUCUUGAAGGUAUACAAGUUUCUCCUAGAAAGCUUAAUGGUUUAAAGGUUUUUAGUUCACCAGAAGGAGAAGGUGUUUUGGCUAAUUUCUUCAAUUCACUUUUCUACAAAAAAACUGGCUCCCCUGAAGGGGGUAUGGCCAAAACUUCUGGAUCAGAGAGUUUGCCUGAUAAAGCUACCGUUAGAACUGAUGCAGCUGCUGAAUUAGAUAGACUUUAUAGAGGUGCUGGAAAGAAGUCUCUAGGACCUGCGUCAACCCCUGAAAGCAUUGGGCCUAAUGCCUUGCCAAAGCAGCAAGUUCUGCAGUUACCAAUAAUUAGUCUUCAACAAUGCGUUCAAUUGUAUGGUAGAACGCUGUCAGUAACAGACGACCAGUUGUGUGCUGGAGGAGAAGCUGGAAAUGAUGCAUGUAGCGGAUUUGGAGGUGCUCCUUUGAUAGUUCGACAUGGUAACACACAUUAUCAGGUGGGCAUCUUAUCGUUUGGAUCCGACCAAUGUGGCAGAGGAGGUGUUCCCAGUGUGUAUACCAAUAUAAAGAAGUAUAUUACGUGGAUCAGGGAAAACACACCACAAGUUUUUGAAUAACAACAAUUUAUUCAUUAAGUAUUUUAGUGUAAUUUUUAUUAAAAUAAAUUAUUGUACAGAAUAAAAAAUAUAAAAUAUUUUUAAUAAAAUCUUUU